This is a messenger RNA of Ruditapes philippinarum (Manila clam), 1100 nucleotides long. Its product is annotated as protein Star-like. The record is from RefSeq and is a predicted model, not a curated record. NCBI's taxonomy places the organism in Eukaryota, Metazoa, Mollusca, Bivalvia, Venerida, Veneridae. The transcript has 3 exons. Bases 82 to 939 code for a protein of 285 amino acids.
UUGUUUAAUAAUCAUAUAAGCUAUUUCGAUAGAGGAAACUAUCAGUUUUGAAUUCACAAGCAAGGAAGGACGCUUUUAAUCAUGAAAAUUAUGUCAAAAAGUCUUCGUGUGUCUUUACUAUUUUCUAGUUUACUUUUUUUAAUAUUAAACCUAAUUGGUAUGCGUUUAGGAUUUUAUCCUGUUUGUAACGAACUAUUACAAAGUAAUUCAAAGCAGCACGGAACUGAGGAACGAUACACGGUGACAGAUGAAAGAUAUGAACAUCUUGACAUUCACUUGCCUUCAAAGUUACCAUAUAAUCUUACAAAUCCGGAAAUAGAAAAUCAGUCACAUGGACAAACUCAGUUUAUAGACAGGUUUUUAAAGAACAUGACAAACGGGUUUUUUAUUGAAUCUGGGGCCUUUGAUGGUGAAUACUUGUCAAACAGUUUGUUUUUCGAACGUUUUCGAAAUUGGACGGGACUUCUUGUUGAACCUAAUCCAUUUCAAUUCAAGAGGUUGAUGAAUAAAAAUAGGAAAGCAUACGCUAUCAAUGCAUGCCUUUCAGAGAAAAACUACUCUUCUGUUGAAACAUUCAACGUUGGAAAUAAGGACUAUCUCGGGGGGAGUGUUGUUCAAAAAGAAACACAUAAUCUUCUUCCCCAGCAUAUCCGAGUAAAGUGCCAUCCCCUAAUCUUAAUAUUGCAAGCAAUAAACCGCUUUGAAGUAGAUUAUUUUAGCUUAGACAUAGAAGGUGCCGAAUAUGGGGUUCUAAGUUUAUUGCCUUGGGAAAGAAUAAAAGUCAAUAUAUUUUCAAUAGAACACAAUAAGUGGCCUGGUGGUAAAUUGAACCUUAUUAAAUUCAUGGAAAAACGAGGAUACAAACUUUUAACUGAAAUAAAACGUGUAGGUGUUGCUCCAGAUUAUAUAUUUAAGAAAACAUCAGAAAAUUUGCUAUAAUUGUUUAACAAAUGCCACCUAAAUGCGUUUAGUUUAAUUUCUUUACCAGGUUGAUUUGAAUAGACCCUUUCUUCAUAAAGUUGUUAAAAAACUUUUAAAAAGGGAAUUUGUAGUGAAAUCAACAAGCAUUAAUUUUGGAAGGACUAGUAUAGAGUGCCUUG